AACGAUUAAGAGCACUGAUGUGCAUAUUCAAGAAUAUUUAACAAAUAACCGCCGACAUUUUAAGAUGGAGUUUCUAGAGUGGUAGUAAUAUUCGUCGUCUAGUGGUAGAUAAGAAUCGGACUGAAAUAAGCUGAAACAAGUUUGUUGAUGCUCUCGGUAAUCGCCUAAAGGAUGACCCUGAGCACUGAGGAAGAAAAUACGGUGCACUUACUGAAGGAAGAGGCAGAUGCUGCUGGUCAAUAUCAUUUGUUUGAAUUUUGGGAUAAACUUGAUUUCGAAGAAAAGAAUAAACUAAUACAAUCCAUUUCCAAGUACAGACUUUUAGAAAUUAAGGAGAAAUUUAAUAAUGCUCUGCAAAAAAUGGAUAAUAAUAAAAUUCCUUACAAAUUGGAACCCGUACCCAGUUUGAAUACUCAAGUUGUUAAGAACACCUCAAAGGAAAAGCUACAAGAAUGGAGAGAGCGUGGUUUAAGGGCCAUCACUGAAAGUAAGCUUGCGGUUGUUCUUUUAGCUGGAGGCCAAGGAACAAGGUUGGGAUCUGAUCUUCCUAAAGGUAUGUUUGAUAUAGGACUUCCCAGUAAAAAGACUUUAUUUCAGAUUCAAGCAGAGAGAAUUAAAAGAGUGCAAUUUUUAAGCGGCGGCUUUCUUAUCCCAUUUUAUAUUAUGACUUCCCCCAAAACUCACGAGGAAACUAAAAAAUAUUUUGAAAAAAAUAACUUUUUUGACUUAAAUCCCUCAAAUGUCUACUUUUUCAGUCAACAUACACUGCCUUGCUUUAGUUUUGAGGGAAAAAUCUUAUUGGAAAGUCGAACGAGCAUAGCCGAGGCUCCUGACGGAAACGGCGGCCUUUUUAAAGCUCUUGAAACUUCCGGAGCGUUGGACGAUAUGAAAAAAAGAGGCAUUUGUUAUCUUCACGUUUAUUGCGUAGAUAACGUGUUGGUGCGUGUAGCUGAUCCGUGCUUUUUAGGCUACUCCAUAUCCUCUCGCGUCAGUUGCGCGGUUAAAGUUGUCACAAAAUCUUCUCCUCUGGAAAAAAUUGGUGUAAUUUGCAAAAUAAACGGAAAAUUUGGUGCCGUGGAGUACAGUGAGAUUCAAGAAGGAGACGCUUACGCUCGCGACCCUGAGGGAGAACUGUUGUACAAUGCAGGCAACAUCUGCAACCACUAUUUUACGUUGCAGUUUGUGGAACGGAUGGUGCGGGAGUGCGAGCUUCCUCUACACGUAGCAAGAAAGUCCAUUCCUCACGUUGAUAGUCACGGCGAUGUUCUUCUCCCUAAAGAACCCAACGGCCUCAAACUAGAGAUGUUCAUAUUUGAUGCUUUGGAAUUUUCAGACGACCUGGCAGUUUAUUUAGUUGAGAGGUCAGAGGAGUUUUCACCGUUAAAAAAUGCAAGCGGUAGUGCGGAGUCGACUCCGGAACACUGCAGGAAAGAUUACUUGUCUCUAUGCGAAAGAUAUCUUACUCGAGCGGGUGCUAAAGUAGACAAGGCCCAGAGUGACGAGUGCGAGGUGUCCCCCCUGACUUCCUACGCUGGCGAAAAUCUGGAAGGCUACAAUAAUAAGAGUUUUAACUGCUGGGCUACAACGGCAGCUCUUGAUCUCGGUUUGAAGGUUUACGUAUUUAAUCCUUAUCUGGUUAAGUCAGGCGCUUUUUCAACUUUAAAAGAACGGCUUCCAUCGCCUUCUGCUGAAGGUGUGGUCCGCCCUGAAGCCUCUAUAAGUGUCCUUGCCAAAAAACUGAAACUAAUAGGGGGUGUGAACCUCGACGACUACUCUUUGUGGUACGAUUAA
This is a messenger RNA of Zophobas morio, 1791 nucleotides long. RefSeq names its product UDP-N-acetylhexosamine pyrophosphorylase-like protein 1. Lineage: Eukaryota; Metazoa; Arthropoda; Insecta; Coleoptera; Tenebrionidae. Gene Ontology annotation, molecular function: UDP-N-acetylglucosamine diphosphorylase activity. The record is from RefSeq and is a predicted model, not a curated record. The transcript has 15 exons. Gene Ontology annotation, biological process: UDP-N-acetylglucosamine biosynthetic process. The coding region runs from base 172 to 1791 and encodes 539 amino acids.